AUGAGAGCUACAGUAUCUCUUUUGAAUUGUUGCGAUGUUCCACCCUCGCAUCAUCCUUCUAUGAAUGCACAAAUGCUUUUCGAAACUUGCCAUUUUCUUCCACUUCCACCUGCUCCAACGCAACUUAGUUUUAUAGCCCUAGUUUAUAGUUUUAUAGCGAUUUCGUCCAGCUGUUGA
Molecule: messenger RNA, 177 nt
Organism: Caenorhabditis briggsae
Lineage: Eukaryota; Metazoa; Nematoda; Chromadorea; Rhabditida; Rhabditidae
Exons: 3
Coding region: 1-177 (58 amino acids)
Source: RefSeq, a predicted model, not a curated record